Messenger RNA from Hippocampus comes (tiger tail seahorse), 1614 nucleotides. RefSeq names its product exosome component 9 (gene exosc9). Gene Ontology annotation, cellular component: cytoplasmic exosome (RNase complex); nuclear exosome (RNase complex). Lineage: Eukaryota; Metazoa; Chordata; Actinopteri; Syngnathiformes; Syngnathidae. Gene Ontology annotation, molecular function: mRNA 3'-UTR AU-rich region binding. The transcript has 12 exons. The coding region runs from base 95 to 1375 and encodes 426 amino acids. The record is from RefSeq and is a predicted model, not a curated record. Gene Ontology annotation, biological process: U5 snRNA 3'-end processing; nuclear-transcribed mRNA catabolic process, deadenylation-dependent decay; rRNA catabolic process.
GGGUUAAAGUUCACAACAAUAAUAAUGGCGGUGGCAUGCUUUUGGUAGGCAUGCAGUCGGAGUUUUAACGUAGGUUAGAAACGAAUAGAACAGAAUGAAGGAGACUCCUUUGUCAAAUUGCGAGCGAGAUUUCUUGCUUAAAGCCAUCCAAGAGAAAAAGCGCCUGGAUGGACGGCAGACUUAUGACUACAGGAAAUUAAAGAUCAUGUUUGGGACUGACUUUGGAUGCUGUUUCGUGGAACUGGGCAAAACGAGGGUAAUGGCUCAGGUAUCCUGUGAGCUCGUCGCUCCCAAAGAGAACCGACCAAAUGAGGGAAUCAUGUUCUUCAAUAUAGAGCUGUCACCCAUGGCUUCACCUGCAUUCGAACAGGGCAGACAGUCAGAGUUGUCGGUGAAGCUAAACCGACAGCUGGAGAGAUGCUUAAGGAACUCCAAGUGCAUUGAUCUGGAGUCCUUAUGUGUGGUGUCCGGCGAAAAGGUAUGGCAAAUUCGGGUGGAUGUACACAUGCUGAAUCAUGAUGGCAACCUGAUGGAUGCCGCCAGCAUCACCGCAAUCGCCUCCCUGUGCCACUUCAGACGACCUGAUGUUGGCAUCCAAGGAGAUGAAGUCACUGUGUAUAGUCCUGAUGAAAGAGAUCCCAUUCCUCUUAGUAUCUACCACAUGCCCAUCAGCGUCAGCUUUGCCUUUUUCCAGCAAGGGACCUAUUUGCUCGUAGAUCCAUGUGAACGGGAGGAGCGCGUCAUGGACGGCUUGCUGAUGAUUGCAAUGAACAAGCACAGGGAAAUCUGCUCCAUCCAGUCGAGUGGCGGCAUCAUGUUGCUCAAAGAGCAGGUAAUGAGAUGCAGUAAAAUAGCCAGCGUCAAAGUGUCUGAAAUCACAAAACUCAUCAUGAAAGCUUUGGAGAAUGACAAAACAGCCCGGAAGGCAGGUGGCAAGUGUGGCUUUGCAGAGUCUAUGCCUCAAGAGCGAAUCACUGCUUUAAAAAAGGACGAGACGGCAGUUGAAAUGACAGAUGUGACCGAACGAGCCAAUGAUAUUGUCCUGAACGCCGAGGUUCCUCCUCAGACAAGUCAGUCGCUGCUCGUGCCACUCCCAGGCAUGGGACAGGUGGGCAAAGAUCUUCAAAACAGCUGGGGAAUCGAGGAAUAUUACCAAGAUGAGGAGGAAGCUUUCAACAGUGAUGAAGAUAAGCAAACAAUGAUGGAGGUUGGCGAAAAACAAAAAGUACACGAAGAUGUGGUUGAGAUAUCUGACAGCGAAGAAGAUGAAGUGGUCAUACUUCAACCAGAGGCAACGGACAGAGCUCACAAGAAGACAAGCUCAAGUUCCCACCUGAAGGAGCCAGCGAAAUCAAAGAAACGCCACAGAAAAUGAGAGAGAUUUAUAAAGCUUUGUUUCCAGAAGCAGUAACACUGUGAGACUGCAGUCCUGUUACAAUGAUUUCUUCUGACUUUUCUUCAAACCCGAUUAAUCUCUGCAAGAAUAUAAACUUGUACUUCCUGCUUAUUUUUCAUUGGAGCUUGUCAAUAGAAAAGAGCACGCGUAUUAAUAGUCUCAAAUAAUAUCGGAAUAUACAAACAUGUACAGUAUAUAUCAGGGGUCUCAAAUACCUG